Messenger RNA from Dama dama (fallow deer), 333 nucleotides. Its product is annotated as small ribosomal subunit protein bS16m-like. Gene Ontology annotation, cellular component: mitochondrial small ribosomal subunit; ribosome. The record is from RefSeq and is a predicted model, not a curated record. The transcript has a single exon. The coding region runs from base 1 to 333 and encodes 110 amino acids. Gene Ontology annotation, molecular function: structural constituent of ribosome. NCBI's taxonomy places the organism in Eukaryota, Metazoa, Chordata, Mammalia, Artiodactyla, Cervidae. Gene Ontology annotation, biological process: mitochondrial translation.
AUGGUCCAGCUCACUCCUGUCCUCUACAAGGCCUACCAUGGAGGCCACUUAACCAUCUGCCUUGCCCUGGGUGGCUGUACCAAAUGGCCUUUUCACCACAUUGUGGCUUCCCCCAACAAGUGUCCCAUGGAUGGCCAUUUCAUGGAGCAGCUGGGCUCCUAUGAUCCACUGUCCAGUAGUUAUGGAAAGAAACUCAUUUCUCUCAACCUGGACCAGAUCUGGCAUUGUAUUGGUUGUGGAGCCCACCUCUCUAAGCCUGUGGAAAAGCUUCUGGGUCUUUCUGGCUAUUUCCCUCAGCAUCUGACGGUGGUCACAAAUGCUGAGAGGUUGUGA